UGGUGUUUGAUGUUUGCGUUGUGUUUCAUGCUCCGCUAGACUAGACAAAAGUUUAUUAUAUUUUAAAGGUUUUUGGAGUAAAUUUCGUUUCCAUUUUCGGUUUAAGAGUGCAGACGUUCACUUAUUUGUCGGCCCCAAAAACAACUCAGUAUGGGACGAAACAAAGAUAGUGAAGUUUCAGGAUCGGAUUCCGAUUCGAGUCGUGCCGGUAGUCGCAGUCGAAGCGGCACUCCCCAGGUAGCCCCAACGCCGGGCUAUUCACUAGAGCAUCACGACUCCAGAUCAAAUUCUCCGGCAAAUCGCUCCCGUUCGCAAACACCGCGCAACCGCAGCCUCUCGAGGUCACGUUCCCGUUCAGCUGGCUCUGCGCGGUCAAGGUCCGGCGAACGGUCUCGUUCUGGAUCCCCUGCAGGCUCGCAACGGUCUCGGUCGGGAACACCCAGAUCUCGUUCCGGAUCACAUCGUUCGCGAUCGGGUUCCGGUUCCCCUGCUGGAUCGCAACGUUCACGAUCGGGAUCUCGAUCGCGCAGCGGAACACCACAGAACCGUUCGAAAAGUGGCACGCCCGUUAACAGAUCUCGAAGCGGAACACCGGGUGCUCGGUCUCGCAGUGGAUCGCGCUCCCGUUCGGGUUCACCGGCCAAAUCCCAAACCAGUCGUCGUUCACGGUCACGAUCACGAAAAUCUGGCUCUCGUUCUCCAUCGCAAGCAAAGUCGCAUCGGUCAAACCGAUCUGAAUCAAGGUCACGAUCCCGGAGCGCGGGUUCAAACCGAUCCGGUUCUGCUGGUUCUGAAGUUGGCGAAAAACGUAAGCGAACCAUUGUUUCCAGCGAUUCCGGCUCAGAAGCGGAAAAAGUAAAACAAAAUAAAAAGAAGAAUAAGCUGAUUGAUUCCGAUUCGGAAGAAUCCGAUGUCGGGAAGACAGGAAAAUCUAAGGAGAAUGUAACAGCGGAUUCUCUGUUUGGAGACGCAGACGAUAUCAGCUCGGAUGAAAAUUCGGAAAGAGAACGGGAUGAGUUGGAUGAUCUGGAAGAUGAACAACAGAGAAAAAAGGAAAGUGACAGGGAACGUUCGAGAAGUCGAAGUCGGUCACGAUCUCGUUCGAGGUCCAGAUCUCGGUCUCGGUCAAGAAGUCGCGCCGGCAGUGAGCGUUCAGAUGAUGAACGUGGAGAAGAGGGUCUUGCACGAUUUGAAGAGCCCAAAGAACCUGAACCAGAACCCGAGCCAAUACCAGAGACAAGAAUUGACGUGGAAAUUCCUCGCAUUGUGACUGAUUUGGGUCGAGAUUUGCACUUUGUUAAGUUGCCCAAUUUCCUUUCGGUUGAAACACGGCCGUUUGACGUGGAAACUUACGAAGAUGAAAUCGACGAAGAGGAAACGCUUGAUGAGGAAGGUCGCCAAAGGUUGAAACUGAAGGUUGGCAAUACGAUUCGCUGGCGUAACAAUAUUGAUGACGAAGGCAACGGAGUGCGAGAAACGAACGCUCGAAUGGUGCGCUGGUCCGACGGAAGCAUGAGUCUGCAUUUGGGUUCUGAAAUUUUUGAUGUCUAUAAGCAACCACUGCAGGGCGAUCAUAACCAUCUGUUUAUUCGUCAGGGUACCGGUCUGCAAGGGCAAUCGGUAUUCCGUACAAAAUUGACUUUCCGACCACAUUCAACGGAAUCGUUUACUCACAAAAAGAUGACAAUGUCUCUGGCCGAUCGAUCGACUAAGACUUCCGGUAUCAAAAUUCUUACCCAGGUUGGUUUUGAUCCUGAUGCUAAUCGCAAGCAAAACAUCAAAAAGGAGGAGGAAAAGCUUCGAAUGGCCAUGCGUGCGAAACCUGGUGCUCAAAGCAAACCGAGUGGUCGCAGCAAGAAGGAUUCCGGUGCCAAUGCGAACAGUUCCUACCACCCAGACGAAGGAUCAGACGAUGAGGGAGGAAUUUCUAUUGCAGCUAUCAAAAACAAGUACAAGGACGAUCGUUCAAAGCCUAAGCAAGGUGCCGCCAUUUACUCGUCCGAUGAAGAUGGAUCCGAUUUCGAUACGAGCCGCAAAAAGCGAAAUGAUGGCAAAAAGAGGGCUUUAAGAGCAUUAGAAAAUUCCGAUGACAGCGACGAAGGAUCUGGACAUUCGGGAUCGGGCUCCGGGUCCGGGUCGGAACAUGGAUCUGGUUCAGGAUCAGAAGCAGCAUCUGGCAGCGAGAAAAGCGGUGGAGGCGCAAGGAAUAAAUCUGGUGACGAUGGAGGUGGCGAUGACAGUGAUGAAUAAUAAUUUAGUAAUUUGUAUCUACUAUAUUUGUAAUCAUAAAGACUAAUCAAUAAAGCUUCAUUCGCUGCAAUCCUACAUUUUAUAACGG
Messenger RNA from Sabethes cyaneus, 2338 nucleotides. It is a transcript of the gene Atu, whose product is annotated as another transcription unit protein. NCBI's taxonomy places the organism in Eukaryota, Metazoa, Arthropoda, Insecta, Diptera, Culicidae. The record is from RefSeq and is a predicted model, not a curated record. The coding region runs from base 151 to 2250 and encodes 699 amino acids. Gene Ontology annotation, molecular function: RNA polymerase II C-terminal domain phosphoserine binding. The transcript has 3 exons. Gene Ontology annotation, biological process: positive regulation of transcription elongation by RNA polymerase II; transcription elongation by RNA polymerase II. Gene Ontology annotation, cellular component: Cdc73/Paf1 complex; nucleus.